UGUUUACAUGAGCGGUUCAAGAAAGGGGUGCCUUUAGCUUGAAAUUUUGAACCCAACUAUAUAAACAUUUUCGCCAUUAACCUUAAACCAGACAAAUCAAGUUUCACGACGUAUCUUCUCCUUUAUUUUAGUUUUCUCCCCAAUAGUUUUGUUCAUCUUUCUCUCUGCUGCUUAGGGUUUUUUUUUCCUUUUAAUUUCUCAAUUCCCCCAAUCCUUUUGUUUAAUAUUUCGAUUCCCAGGUAUCAUUAGCAAAAGGACAAUGCAGGGAGGGAGAGGCCAGGGUAAUUUCUUUGACCCUUUUGCAGGGUUCAGUGGAUUUGGUAGUAUGGGUGGAUUUGGUGGUAUGGGGGGUCAUCAAAGUUUGAUUUCAAGUGUAUUUGGAGGAAGGGAUCCUUUUGAUGAUCCUUUCUUCACUCGCCCAUUUGGAAACCCAUUGGGAAGCCCAUUUGGGAGCAUGUUUGAGCCUGGCCUAUUUGGUGGUAACGGUAAUCCUUUCGUUGGUGCACAUCCAUCUGGUUUUAUUGAGCAACAAGAGCCCCAGCCAAAUAAACGAAGGGGACCCGUGAUUCAGGAGCUGGAUUCAGAUGAUGAGCAUGCAGAUGAUGGAGGGGCUAUGAAGAUGAAUGAGAAUCCAAGGAAGCAUUCUAGGCUAUCCAAAGAGCCUUAUAUUGAGAUCCCUGAUGAUGACGCAGAAGAAGGGAAAAAUAACCAAAUCCAACACAGAAAUGAGUUCCACAACAAGAUGAGCAAUGUACAGGCUCCAUCUCAGUCUAGUUGCUACACCUUCCAGAGCUCUAGUGUAUCAUAUGGUGGUGCUAAUGGAGCAUAUUAUACUAAAUCAAUGACGAGAAGGGCAGGGAGUGAUGGAGUGGUAUUUGAGGAAUUUAAAGAAGCUGAUGGAACUACUGGUCUAGCAAACCACAGGAUUUCAAGGGGACUCCACAAUAAGGGCCAUACUCUUGCAAGGAAGCUUAAUUCUGAUGGUAAAGUGGAUACCAAACAGAUAUUGCAUAACCUCAAUGAAGACGAGCUUUCUGGCUUUGAAAAUGCUUGGGAGGGAAGUUCUGGAAGGCAUUUUACUGGCGGGAGACUGAAGUUAGAUGAAGGCAACUCUGAACCUGGUAGCUCUAGGAAGACAAGCAGAGGGGGAGGCUGGGCACUUCCUUCAACACAGCGUGCAGAGGACAACUCUGGUGUAGUUGGGAAUCAUGCAGCUCAGAUGCCGCGGACAGGGAAAAAGGCCACAGAUCGUGGAUUUCACGGAAGAAUGAAGGCUUGAGAGAUUUGGUAACUGUAGCUGAUAGCAGAUUUACAGCCUUUGGACCUUCUCCUCUCCUUGACGCACUUAUAUAGUUCUAUAUCAUAGUAGCCUCAGACGAUACUAUUUUGUUGAUUUUAGUAGGCCUGCCAGCGUUUCUGUGCUGCAGCUGUGGCCUGUUUUAAAGAAUUGUAUACAUUUGAAAUGCUUCACCUCUCCGUUGUGAUGCUUCGUGUUGUAUGAAUUAUCCUGGUUGGUCAGAAUUCUCAAUGAUGUGAAUGGAAAUUAUCUCACUAGUUCUUGACAACA
Amaranthus tricolor (Joseph's coat) is the source of this 1567-nucleotide messenger RNA. RefSeq lists its product as uncharacterized. The record is from RefSeq and is a predicted model, not a curated record. The transcript has 7 exons. Lineage: Eukaryota; Viridiplantae; Streptophyta; Magnoliopsida; Caryophyllales; Amaranthaceae. The coding region runs from base 260 to 1279 and encodes 339 amino acids.